Messenger RNA from Pelmatolapia mariae (spotted tilapia), 5015 nucleotides. It is a transcript of the gene rasal2, whose product is annotated as RAS protein activator like 2. The coding region runs from base 542 to 4435 and encodes 1297 amino acids. The record is from RefSeq and is a predicted model, not a curated record. NCBI's taxonomy places the organism in Eukaryota, Metazoa, Chordata, Actinopteri, Cichliformes, Cichlidae. The transcript has 18 exons. Gene Ontology annotation, biological process: regulation of GTPase activity.
CUCGUGUCACGUGGUCAGGUUCAGGGAAACAUCCCGUCAGCCAGACGUCCCUGCGCGCUCCUGACUCUCCUGGCAGGAGCGCGCCCGGUCAGGCUCGUGCCCGUCCCCGUGCGGUGGACUGUGAGCAGCGGCAGCGGCAGAGAGGGGCAGCCCGCCGGAGGCACAGCGACCACCGCGUGACUCGGUGUCUUCCAGCGGCUUUCGCGGACCUAACGGCUGCCUCUGGGUGGACCUUUCUCGGGGACAGAGGUAGGGGGCUCCCGGCCUCACCUGGACGCUGGUUUGGAGGAAGUUUGCCCCUUCAGCUACGCCGAGAAGCGGAACAAUGAGGGAGAGUCAGCCGGGCAGCCGGACCCGAGCUAACGGCUAACAGGGAGCAGCUGGGAGGUGAAAGCGACCAAACUGUCCCGUAACGGAUCCUCCCGACACUUUUUCCGCUUCCUCUCCGCGCGUGGACACUUGGACUCGCCGCUCCGGGACUGUCUCACACUUGUGGAGGGACACUUGAAGCCACAGCAAGUUUUUUUCUCUGGUUUCGGACAUGGAGACGGACUCGCUUCCAGGCGACGUGGAUUCUCUGCGCGGCGGGCUGAGCCUCCUGGAUCCGCUGGUGGACCGGAUCCUGGGGGACGCUGUGUCCCAGCAGCAGGGCUGGCUCCGGGUCUACGAUGUUAAAGGUCCUCCGGCUCACCGAUUCUCCUGCGGUCAGAGCCCGUACACCAACAGCGGCUCCUGGGACAGGAAGUUCUGCAUCCUGACCGACACCCAGCUCAUCCUGCUCAACAAGGAUGAUGAGGUUGCAGGUGACGCUCAGGAGAGCCCCACAGACUCGGCGAAGGCUCGCAGCCUCCGCAGGACGGUCAGCGUCCCCUCAGAGGGACAGUUCCCGGAGUUCCAGGCAGAGGGCGCCACCGCCAUGCUCGAAGUUUCUUCGGAGAGAUCUCCGAGGAGGAGGAGUAUUUCCGGUUUGGGGAGCUCGGAGAAGAGCGUCGCAGUCGACAAUCCAAACACGUCUCCGUUCAAAGUGCCGGGGUUUUUCAGUAAACGUCUUAAAGGCUCCAUCAAGAGGACGAGGAGUCAGACCAAACUGGACAGAAACACCAGCUUCAGACUGCCCUCGAUCCGGCCCGCUGAUGCCGACAGAUCUCGCGUGCUUCCCAAGCUGAAGGAGUCGAGCUCCCAUGAGUCUUUGCUGAGCCCGGGCAGCGCGGUGGAGGCUCUGGACCUGAGCAUGGAGGAGGACGUGUUCAUCAAGCCUCUGCACAGCAGCAUCCUGGGACAGGAGUUCUGCUUCGAGGUGACGUACUCGGGCGGCAGCAAGUGUUUCAGCUGCACGUCGGCCUCAGAGAGAGACAAGUGGAUGGAGAACCUGAGGAGGACGAUUCAGCCCAACAAGGACAACUGCCGGCGCGCCGAGAACCUGCUGCGACUCUGGAUCAUCGAAGCCAAAGACCUGCCGCCUAAGAAGAAAUAUUUCUGCGAGCUGUGUCUGGACGACGUCCUGUACGCCCGGACCACCAGCAAGACCCGCCACGACAGCCUGUUCUGGGGCGAGUACUUUGACUUCUCCAGCCUGCCCGGCGUGCACAGCAUCACCGUGCACAUCUACCGCGACGUGGACAAGAAGAAGAAAAAGGACAAGAACAACUACGUGGGCCUGGUCAACAUCCCGGUGGCGAGCGUGACGGGCCGGCAGUUCGUGGAGAAGUGGUACCCGGUGAGCACGCCCACCACCAGCAAGGGCAAAGGCGGCGGGCCGUCGAUCCGGAUCAAGUCGCGCUUCCAGACCAUCUCCAUCCUGCCCAUGGAGCAGUACAAGGAGUUUGCCGAGUUCGUCACCAACAACUACACCAUGCUGUGCUCGGUCCUCGAGCCCGUCAUCAGCGUGAAGAACAAGGAGGAGAUGGCGUGCGCGCUGGUCCACAUCCUGCAGAGCACGGGCAGGGCAAAGGACUUCCUGACGGACCUGGUGAUGUCAGAGGUGGAUCGAUGCGCCGACCAUGACGUCCUGAUCUUCAGGGAGAACACGCUGGCCACCAAGGCCAUCGAGGAGUAUCUGAAGCUGGUGGGACAGAAAUACCUGCACGACGCGCUCGGCGAGUUCAUUAAAGCUCUGUACGAGUCGGACGAGAACUGCGAGGUGGACCCGAGCCGAUGCUCCACCGGCGACCUGGCCGAACAUCAGAGCAACCUGAAGAUGUGCUGCGAGCUGGCCUUCUGCAAGAUCAUCAACUCCUACUGCGUGUUUCCUCGUGAGCUGAAGGAAGUGUUUGCCUCGUGGAAGCAGCAGUGCGUCGCCCGCGGCCACCAGCAGGACAUCAGCAAGCGCCUCAUCAGCGCCUCGCUCUUCCUGCGCUUCCUCUGCCCCGCCAUCAUGUCGCCCUCGCUCUUCAACCUCAUGCAGGAGUAUCCCGACGACCGAACGUCCCGGACGCUCACGCUCAUCGCCAAAGUCAUCCAGAACCUCGCCAACUUCACCAAGUUUGGAAACAAGGAGGAGUACAUGGCCUUCAUGAACGACUUCCUGGAGCACGAAUGGGCGGGGAUGAUGCGUUUCCUGUCGGAGAUUUCCAACCCGGAGACGCUGACCAACACGCCGGGGUUCGAGGGCUACAUCGACCUCGGCCGCGAGCUGUCCGUGCUGCACGCUCUCCUGUGGGAGGUCGUCUCUCAGCUCGACAAGGGUGAAAAUUCCUUCCUGCAGGCCACCAUAGCGAAGCUGGGCCCGCUGCCGAGGAUUCUGGGAGAUAUCACUCGCUGCCUGGCCGCUCCAACGCCCGUCCAACAGCAGCUGCGGCGCUUCCAGGACCACAGCUCCGCCCACAACAUCAGCGGCAGCCUGUCGUCGGGAUUGCAACGAAUCUUUGAGGACCCCAGUGACAGCCGCAGCGAGGUUCGCAGUCUGCAGACACCAGUUCGGGGUCAGCGCCCCCUGUUGCCUCAGCAGCAUCCCUCCAACCACACCAGUUUCUCCGACCAGGAGGAGCGCGACACGCUGCUGCCCAACGGUCGCAGCAUCUCUCUGGUUGACCUGCAGGACGCUCAGAGCCUCCACGGCCACACGGGGCCCCCGCCACACCACGAGGCCCCGCCCCGCCUCAGCAGGGUUGGCUCGCAGGCCUCCGUCGGACAUGCCGUUGCCCCGGUUACCUACUCCCACUCCAACCCUCUCACACCUCAGCCGGCACCACACCAGGCAAAAGUCCCGCCCAGAGAUGGACAGCCACAGAGUGCUCCGCAGGUGAGGCGGCCGCUGCACGCCUCCGUCAGUCAGCAGCGCAGCCUGCAGCCGCUCUCGUUCCAGAAUCCCGUCUACCACCUAAGUAACCCCGCCCACAGUAUGACAACACGCUCCGCCCACUCGCUGCGGCAGGACUCCAGCUCUGAGAACCUGAGCACCGAGAGCUCCCACAACAGCCACAGCAACUCUGACGACUUCGGCAGCCAGGUGGGAGGCAAAGGUCGCGCGCCGUCCAACAGCAGCCUGGACGAGGUGGGCAGCAGGCGGAGCACGCAGAGCGAGGAGUGCUCUACGCCACGCCGCCAUGCCCUGCAAGACCUCCCACCCGGCACCGCCACAGCAGUCGCCAUCCCUCGUCAGAGCACAACAGCAGGCACCGCCCACAUCAUAAAGGUGGAGCAGCAGAGCAAAGGGGGCGGGGCAAGGACGCCACGGUCUGCUGCACACAGCGCCUCACUGCGCAGCAGCAGCAGCGCCAACACCGAGCCAACGCCCACCCCUGCCGCUGGCAUCAUCAACCGCCAACCAUCCACCUGCUCUGUGGAGAACGUGGCUCCGCCCCCAAAGAGCACCACCAAGCAGAUGCCACAGGUGGCGUCUCCAGUGGAGGCGGUGGCGGUGGCGGUGGCGAUGUCUCCGGUGGAGAGGACAGCGGCAUGGGUCCUCAACAACGGCCAGUACGAGGAGGAGGAGGGAGGGGAGAGGAGCAGGGAGGAGGGCAGGAACACAGAGAAGUACGAGCUGGAGAUCUCUCGGCUGAAGGAGCGCCUGCGCGUGUCCGGGCGGCGCCUCGAGGAGUACGAGCGGCGGCUGCUCGCUCAGGAGCAGCAGAUGCAGAAGCUGCUGCACGAGUACAAAAACCGGCUGGAGGACAGCGAGGAGCGACUGAGGAGGCAGCAGGAGGAGAAGGACACCCAGAUGAAGAGCAUCAUCUGCAGACUGAUGGCGGUGGAGGAGGAGCUACGGCGGGACCACGCAGAGAUGCAGGCAGUGAUUGAAGCCAAACAGAAGAUCAUCGACGCUCAGGAGAAAAGGAUCGGGUCCCUGGAUGCGGCGAACUCACGGCUGAUGGCGGCGCUGACGCAGGUGAAGGAGCGUUACAGCACGCCCAACCUUCGCAACGGCCUGUCGCCAAGCAACCCCACCAAGCUGUCAAUCACUGAGAACGGAGAGUUCAAGAACAGCAGCUGCUGAUUGGUCCUGCCCUGGGUGGGGGUGGGGUUUAAAGUAUAUAACUCCCCCACCCACGAGAUGAGCUGUGGACAUCAAAGAGAGAAUUUAAAGAUAUAGAAUCUAUUAACACGAGUGUAAAUACUGAUGUUUGAUCUGAUGUACAGAGUGUGUGUGUGUGUGUGUGUGUGUGUGUGUGUGUGUGUGUGUGUGUGUGUGUGUGUGUGAGAGAGAGCGAGUGUGAGUGUGAGUGUGAGUGUGUGUGUGUGUGUGUGUGUGUGUGUGUGUGUGUGUGUGUGUGUGAGAGAGAGCGAGUGUGAGUGUGAGAGUCACAGAAGCACAGCGAGGAAGAAAUAAACCAAAAACUGAAACGUUUUCUAAUCGAUUUUUUAUGAAUUUCUUUCGAAGCUUCUGUUUUUCGUUUCUGGUAGCGUGGAGUUCCCGUUGUUCUUGUUUGUUACCUGACGAGUUGUUUUGGGUUUUAAUUUAUUCCCCCUCGUUCUCGUCCUGUUGCUGAUCUACUGAACAGACUCCUGGAGGAUCAGGGUCAAAGGUCACGCCUGUCUGCUGUCCCUAUGUUGACAAUAAAGUCUACCUGAAAGUU